AUGGCAAGUUUCGCGGUGUCCGUGCUGUUGGUGCUGCUGGUGGUUCAUCCUGAUGGGUCAUCCGGCAGAUGUCACGUCCAAGAUGGCCGCCUGCAUUGUACGGAGGCGUGCGACACGGAUGCGGUUCGCGCUUCUGAAUUCGGCGGCAAGAUCGUCCUCACGGGCCGAGUUCUGGAUUUUGGCUGUCUUGACUUCUUCGGCAUAACGAAAGUUGAACUGUUGGCUCCGACUCGCUGCGAGGGGGUUUUUCGUGCUUCAUUGGUCGAUCCGGUGGACCUUUGCAUGACCGGGCAGAUUACGACGAAGUUACCAUCUUCUUCAUCACUUCCCACGCAUGUUCCGAGUUCGUCAACGAUGGUUCCCGUUGCAUCGACGGAGCCGGUGACGUCAACGACGGCGGCUUCUUUCACUUCUUUUUCGACGGAGGCGCCAUCUGUCGUCACUUCUGGGGACACUGUGGUCACACAGGGCCCUAUUACAGCUUCGUCUGUUGGAGUCCGUAUGUUGACGACGUUCAUGACUGAAAUGACAAAACAGACUACGCCUGCUCCUAUGACGACCAAGCCUUCCAUCAUAGUUUCGGUGUUAAAAAAUCUUCCUGAAACCCGAAUUCACUCUGGGGAUCAUGCCAACAUCACUCUAACGGUAGUGGAAGGAAAAGCGGUCUUGGGCGCGGAGUUUGCUACCAAAGUAUUCUCUAAUUGGGCCGUUGGGCUGAUUAGUGGUCUUGGCGUGACGGUUUUUGGUUUGGCUGCUGGGUGGAUGGCCUGGUGUUUGAGAAAAAAGCCUUGGCUGCUGUCAUACCUGAGGAGGGCGGAAGAGAUAUGGCGAAUCCUGACACCACCGACAACUCCAGCGUCAUCUCCUUUACCACCGCAAUCGUCGGUUGAUGUGGUACCUGAUCUCAUUUCGUUGGAUGCAGUUCCAGAGAUUCUUCCACCUCCUAUUGGCUUUGUUUCGGAAUUUGAACCUGCAAUUGAAGAAGCUCAAAGUUCUGUGGUUAAU
Notodromas monacha is the source of this 1005-nucleotide messenger RNA. The record is from the annotation of a GenBank genome assembly. NCBI's taxonomy places the organism in Eukaryota, Metazoa, Arthropoda, Ostracoda, Podocopida, Cyprididae.